Messenger RNA from Musca domestica (house fly), 2564 nucleotides. RefSeq names its product mRNA-capping enzyme (gene mRNA-cap). The transcript is spliced from 5 exons. Gene Ontology annotation, molecular function: mRNA guanylyltransferase activity; ATP binding; protein tyrosine/serine/threonine phosphatase activity. Lineage: Eukaryota; Metazoa; Arthropoda; Insecta; Diptera; Muscidae. The coding region runs from base 364 to 2439 and encodes 691 amino acids. The record is from RefSeq and is a predicted model, not a curated record. Gene Ontology annotation, biological process: protein dephosphorylation; 7-methylguanosine mRNA capping.
CACACUGCCACGUUGACGUUCAAUUGGUUUAAUUGACAGCACAAAACAAUUUUCUCCUGAAAUGUUGUGACUCUGUGAAAAAAAGGAUAAGGCAGUGAGAUACACUUUUUCACACAAAAAUAAGCAAGUACAACAAAUCCAAUAUCCAAUAGCGGAAUAAUGUCUAAAAUAUAAUAGUUAAAUUGUUAAAAAUAACGCUAUAAAUAAAAGCGAUACACAGAGCUAUAUGUAAAUCAGCUGAAGUGGCAGCUGUUUGCACACAUCAAUCCAACCAAACGCAACAAUAGAAAGUGAAGUAGUGGUAAUUGUGGUCACAUAUUCUCUUUGCUUGGAAAGCACGCUACGAAAAGACCAAAAGGAACGAUGUCGAAUGGUAACCGUGGACCUGGACCCAUACCCAAUCGAUGGUUGUACUGUCCACGUAAAAGUGAAGGCAUUAUUGCGGAGAAAUUCAUAGCUUUUAAAACGCCAUUGAGUGCAGCAUUCGAUGAACAGAUGCCCAUGGAGUGUUUGUUUCAUCCGGAAAUGAUUUUCGGCUAUUGUAAAACAUUGAAACUGAACUUGGGUCUGUGGAUUGAUUUGACAAAUACCAAACGGUUUUAUGACCGUGGUGUGGUCGAGGCCAAGGGCACACAAUAUGUUAAGUUGCAAUGUCGCGGCCAUGGUGAGACACCAUCACCCGAACAAACACAAUCCUUCAUCGAGAUUGUGGAUAACUUUAUUAACGAUCGUCCAUUUGAUCUGAUUGGUGUACAUUGUACCCAUGGUUUUAAUCGAACCGGUUUCCUAAUUGCAUCCUAUUUGGUGGAACGUUUGGACUUCUCUGUGGAGGCAGCCUUGGCUAUGUUUAGUAAAAUACGACCACCGGGUAUAUAUAAACAGGAUUAUAUAAAUGAGUUGUACAGACGUUAUGAUGACGAAGAAGAUGCACCGCCAGCACCUGAAUUGCCUGGCUGGUGUUUGGAGUAUGAUGAUUCGGAUCGUGGCAAUAAACGUAAAUACGAAGAAACAGCACACUCCUCAAACUCACAGAUGGCCAAGGCAGCACGUUCUGCACAUUCCAAUGGUAGCUUAGGUCUAAUAGAUUCCUUAGAUGAUGGUGGUGAUAACGAAGCCGAGGAUGGUGACGAUCAAGCGGAUGGCGAUGAUGCCAAUGAAGCAGAUGGUGAUGGAAAUGACAACGGCGGCGAAGGAGGUGGUACCUCAGCCAAUGGCAAACCAAGAAAGAAAAAACGUCAUGAACUUAUGAUUAAAAAUGCCAAAUUUAUGGAUGGUGUACCGGGUGUUACCUGGGUCAGUGAUCAACCCCGUUUGGGUGAUUUACAGCAAAAAGUUCAAGACAUGUGUGGUUGGAAGAAAAGUGGAUUUCCGGGUUGUCAGCCGGUUUCAAUGGAUCGUCAAAAUAUGAAGCGUUUACAGGAGAUACCAUAUCGUGUCUCAUGGAAGGCGGAUGGUACAAGAUAUAUGAUGUUAAUCAAUAAACGCGAUGAAAUCUUCUUUAUCGAUCGCAACAACUCCGUGUUCGAAGUGGAGAAUUUGACCUUUUUAAAAUACAAUAACUUGAAUGAACAUCUAGAGGAUACGCUAUUGGACGGGGAAAUGGUUUUGGAUAAAUACAAUGGGCAGAUUACACCGCGUUACCUCAUCUAUGACAUUAUUAAAAUUGGUAAUCGUGAUAUUGGCAAGGAGAAUUUCUAUCCCAAUCGAUUGCAAUGCAUUGACAUGGAGAUCAUUAUGCCACGUCAUAAGGCCAUAGAAAAAGGAAUUAUAAAUCGUCCAUCGGAACCAUUUAGUUUGCGUAAGAAAGAUUUUUGGGACAUAAGGCAAUCGGCCUCACUGCUGGGAGAAAAGUUUGCCAAAAGUUUGUGUCACGAACCCGAUGGUCUAAUAUUUCAACCAUCUGAACAGCCAUAUACAGCUGGGGUUUGUCCAGAUGUUUUCAAAUGGAAACCGUUGGAUAUGAAUUCAGUUGAUUUUCGUUUAAAAGUGCACACAGAAUCUGGACCAGGAAUUCUUCCCCGCAAAGUAUGUUAUCUUUUCGUUGGUGGUCAUGAUCCACCAUUUGCCCAAAUGGCCCACACAAAAUCAAUUAAAGCAAUGAAUUUAGAUAAUAAAAUUGUUGAAUGUACCAUUAAUGGUCAAGGCCAAUGGGAGUUGAUGCGAGAACGUACGGAUAAAACAAUGCCCAACAGUUAUAAUACUGCCAUGUCUGUCAUCGAGAGCAUACGUAAUCCUGUAACAAAAGAUAUUCUACUACAUUUCAUUCACCACAAUGGCUAUAGGAAUGAUAAUGACAUGAUGCCACCGCCACGUAGCAAUAAUCAACACCAUCAUCAUAACAAUCAACAGCAUCAUCAUCAGAGGCAACAUCAACAACAACAGCAGCAGCAGCGUCAACACUAUCAACAGCCACAACAAGUUCGGCCACCUCCUAAUUAAUAGUUUUAAGAAUUUUUGUGAUAUUUCCAAAUAUCUCGAAAAGGAAAUAUUGCCAAAACAAAAAAAAAUCCUCAAAAACACACUCAUGUCCACACAAACAAAAAAGACAGAAAAUGUCGAUUUUU